AUGGCACCAGAAAAUCAACCAACAACGGGUCCUCCAAUUUUCUUGAGGGAGAAUUACCAUAUUUGGGCUAUUAAAAUGAAGGCUUAUUUGAAGGCUCUCAACUUGUGGGAUGUUAUUGAGAGAGGAGAACUUGAUGUCCAGCUAUUGACAAACAACCCAACUCUCAAUGAUACCAAAAAGCAUGAUGAGUUGGUGACUAGAUCUCCAAGAGCUCUCAUUUGCAUACAUUCAAGCCUUACGAAAGUGAUAUUUAUAAGGAUUAUGGCUUGUGAGAUAGCCAAAGAAGCCUGGGAUAAGCAAAAGGACGAGUUUGAAGGCAACAACAGAGUUAAGUCUGUUAAGGUCUUAGCUUUGAAGAGGGAGUUUGAGCUCUUAAAUAUGAAGGAUUCGGAUAAUAUGAAAGAAUACUCUUCCAAGCUGAUGUAUAUUGUGAACCAAAUAAGGAUACUUGGUGAAAACUUUUUAGAUCAGAAAGUUGUUAAGAAUAUCAUGGUCGGCCUUCCGAACAAGUUUGAAUAA
This is a messenger RNA of Capsicum annuum, 519 nucleotides long. RefSeq lists its product as uncharacterized. The coding region runs from base 1 to 519 and encodes 172 amino acids. The transcript has a single exon. NCBI's taxonomy places the organism in Eukaryota, Viridiplantae, Streptophyta, Magnoliopsida, Solanales, Solanaceae. The record is from RefSeq and is a predicted model, not a curated record.